GGGAGUUGUAGUUUCGGCUCGGCCGACCCGGCGAGUCCAGUGGCCGCACUCCGGUGCGGCGGCGCCGGAGGCCCGAGGCGGAAGUGGGACGGUCAAGCAGGGAGGCGAGGGCUCGGGAUCUACGGCCGCGGGGCGCCGACGAGGGGUGCAGGACUCAGGAAGGGCGAGUGCGCGGCGACAGGGCCCGGGGAAGGAGGAAGGGCAAGGCCGGGCUUGGGGGCAGGUGGUCCGGGCAUCCAGCCUUGAAGAUGCACAAGAGGAAAGGACCCCCGGGACCACCGGGCAGAGGCGCCGCGGCCGCCCGUCAGCUGGGCCUGCUGGUUGACCUCUCCCCAGACGGCCUGAUGAUCCCUGAGGACGGAGCUAACGAUGAAGAACUGGAGGCUGAGUUCUUGGCUUUGGUCGGGGGCCAGCCCCCAGCCCUGGAGAAGCUCAAAGGCAAAGGUCCCUUGCCGAUGGAGGCCAUUGAGAAGAUGGCCAGCCUGUGCAUGAGAGACCCGGAUGAGGAUGAGGAGGAGGGGACGGAUGAGGAUGACUUGGAGGCUGAUGACGACCUGCUGGCAGAGCUAAAUGAGGUCCUUGGAGAGGAGCAGAAGGCUUCAGAGACCCCACCUCCUGUGGCCCAGCCGAAGCCUGAGGCCCCCCAUCCGGGGCUGGAGGCCACCCUGCAGGAGAGGCUGGCGCUCUAUCGGACAGCAAUUGAAAGCGCCAGACAAGCUGGAGACAGCGCCAAGAUGCGGCGCUACGACCGGGGGCUUAAAACACUGGAAAACCUGCUGGCCUCCGUCCGGAAGGGCAAUGCCAUUGACGAGGUGGACAUCCCGCCGCCAGUGGCCGUAGGAAAAGGCCCGGCGUCCACGCCUAGCUACAGCCCUGCACCCACACAGCCGGCCCCUGGAAUCACGUCAGCCCCAGAGCCCAGGGUCACCCUGGAGGGACCUUCUCCCACUGCCCCAGCCUCAUCUCCAGGCUUGGCUAAGCCCCAGAUGCCCCCAGGUCCAUGCAGCCCUGGCCCUCUGGCCCAGUUGCAGAGCCGCCAGCGUGAGUACAAGCUGGCCGCCCUCCACGCCAAGCAGCACGGAGAUACCGCUGCUGCCGCCAGACACUUCCGCGUGGCUAAGAGCUUUGAUGCUGUCUUGGAGGCCCUGAGCCGGGGUGAGCCCGUGGACCUCUCCUGCCUGCCCCCUCCACCCGACCAGCUGCCCCCAGACCCACCGUCACCACCGUCGCAGCCUCCGACCCCCGCUACAGCGCCCUCCACACCAGAGGUCCCCCCACCCCCGAGGACCCUGCUGGAGGCGCUGGAGCAGCGGAUGGAGCGGUACCAGGUGGCCGCAGCCCAGGCCAAGAGCAAGGGGGACCAGCGAAAAGCUCGAAUGCACGAGCGCAUCGUCAAGCAAUACCAAGAUGCCAUCCGAGCUCACAAGGCUGGCCGAGCCGUGGAUGUCGCUGAAUUGCCAGUGCCCCCAGGCUUCCCCCCAAUCCAGGGCCUGGAGGCCACCAAGCCCACCCAGCAGAGUCUAGUGGGCGUCCUGGAGACUGCCAUGAAGCUGGCUAACCAGGAUGACGGCCCAGAGGAUGAAGAGGAUGAGCAGAACAGCCCCGUAGCCCCCACAGCCCAGCCAAAAGCCCCACCCACAAGGGCUCCCCAGUCAGGAUCAGCCCCAGCAGCCAAAGCGCCCCCCAAAGCCACAUCCACCAGAGCCCAGCAGCAGCUGGCCUUCCUAGAGGGCCGCAAGAAGCAGCUCCUGCAGGCCGCACUGCGAGCCAAGCAGAAAAACGACGUGGAGGGCGCCAAGAUGCAUCUGCGCCAGGCCAAGGGACUGGAGCCUAUGCUGGAGGCCUCACGCAAUGGGCUGCCUGUGGACAUCACCAAGGUGCCGCCCGCCCCUGUCAACAAGGACGACUUUGCCCUGGUCCAGCGGCCCGGCCCGGGUCUGUCUCAGGAGGCCACCCGGCGCUAUGGUGAACUCACCAAGCUCAUACGGCAGCAGCAUGAGAUGUGCCUGAACCACUCAAACCAAUUCACCCAGCUGGGCAACAUCAUUGAAACCACCAAGUUUGAAAAGUUGGCGGAGGACUGUAAGCGGAGCAUGGACAUUCUGAAGCAAGCCUUCGCCCGGGGUCUCCCCACGCCCACCGCCCGCUUUGAGCAAAGGACCUUCAGCGUCAUCAAGAUCUUCCCUGACCUCAGCAGCAACGACAUGCUCCUCUUCAUCGUGAAGGGCAUCAACUUGCCCACACCCCCAGGACUGUCCCCUGGCGAUCUGGAUGUCUUUGUUCGGUUUGACUUCCCCUAUCCCAACGUGGAAGAAGCUCAGAAAGACAAGACCAGUGUGAUCAAGAACACAGACUGCCCUGAGUUCAAGGAGCAGUUCAAACUCUGCAUCAACCGCAGCCACCGUGGCUUCCGAAGGGCCAUCCAAAUCAAGGGCAUCAAGUUCGAAGUGGUUCACAAGGGGGGGCUGUUCAAGACUGACCGGGUGCUGGGGACAGCCCAGCUGAAGCUGGAUGUACUGGAGACAGCAUGUGAGGUUCGGGAGAUCCUUGAGGUCCUGGAUGGUCGCCGGCCCACAGGGGGGCGACUGGAGGUGAUGGUCCGGAUUCGGGAGCCACUGACAGCCCAGCAGUUGGAGACGACGACGGAGAGGUGGCUGGUCAUUGACCCUGUGCCGGCAGCUGUGCCCACACAGGUUGCUGGGCCCAAAGGGAAGGCCCCUCCUGUGCCUGCCCCUGCAAGGGAGUCAGGGAACAGAUCAGCCCGGCCCCUGCAUAGCCUCAGUGUGCUGGCCUUUGACCAAGAGCGUCUGGAGCGGAAGAUCCUGGCCCUCAGGCAGGCGCGGCGGCCGGUGCCCCCAGAAGUGGCCCAGCAGUACCAGGACAUCAUGCAACGCAGCCAGUGGCAGAGGGCACAGCUGGAGCAGGGGGGCGUGGGCAUCCGACGGGAAUAUGCAGCCCAGCUGGAGCGGCAGCUGCAGUUCUACACGGAGGCUGCCCGGCGCCUGGGCAAUGAUGGCAGCAGGGAGGCUGCAAAGGAGGCGCUCUACAGGCGGAAUCUGGUAGAGAGUGAGCUGCAGCGGCUCCGUAGGUGAGGAGCCCAUGGGGCGGGCAGCCCCCAGAAAGCGGGCAGCAGGCCCUGACACCGGGAAGAGCCGACACAGCCACGGACCAGACAAGCAGACAGACAAUCAGCGGACAAUCGGUUCUGGACUCACCCCUCAUCUGGGCCCCCAGCCCAGCCAGAGCCUCCGUGGCUGCGGGUGUUGGGAACGAUGCCUGCCAGCCAGUAUGUGCCCCUCACCCAGGCCUGGGUGGGCCCUGGAGAGUCCUGUUUGCACAGCCCAGGGGUGUCCGGCCUCUGGCCCGCCCCGGAGCAGGGAGGGUGGCUGGGACCAAGCCCCGAGGCCCCCUGCAAGCACUUUACUUCCUGUUCCUCCCCAGCCUUAACCCCAAAGCCCUCCUGCACCCCAAAGAAGCCGCUGAGGCUGACCGAGCCCCAAUGUCUCCCCAGGGGCGUCAGCCUGGCCCAGCUGGGUCCCCAGAGCCAGCAUAUGGAAUAAAAUAGCCAGGGCCACACUCA
Pongo pygmaeus (Bornean orangutan) is the source of this 3580-nucleotide messenger RNA. It is a transcript of the gene CC2D1A, whose product is annotated as coiled-coil and C2 domain containing 1A. The record is from RefSeq and is a predicted model, not a curated record. NCBI's taxonomy places the organism in Eukaryota, Metazoa, Chordata, Mammalia, Primates, Hominidae. Gene Ontology annotation, molecular function: DNA-binding transcription repressor activity, RNA polymerase II-specific. The transcript has 29 exons. Bases 249 to 3092 code for a protein of 947 amino acids.